Xyrichtys novacula (pearly razorfish) is the source of this 28258-nucleotide messenger RNA. The record is from the annotation of a GenBank genome assembly. Lineage: Eukaryota; Metazoa; Chordata; Actinopteri; Labriformes; Labridae.
AUGAAAAUGCUGCUGAUCGUAUUUCUUUCACUUCUGAUGCUCAGACUGAGUCGUAAGUACACAAAAUGCUUUCUAAAUUACUUUAUAUUUAUAUGUUGUAUUUUCAUACUGAGUAUCAUUCACCACAGAGCCCAAAUGAUCCUUUUUUAUAAAUACUGACAUUAUUUCUUCAUUUUCUUCAGGUUGUACAGAUGAUGAGCACUAUGAGACAAAAACUGUCAGUGUUGGAGAUGAUGUGACUUUGACGUGUCCUCGCAAGAACCCUCUACUAAAUUCAGGACAGUUAUUCUGGUUCAGGGUAGUUUCUGGAGAUUUACCUGAAUUAUUGGGAGGAACGUAUGACUUUGACUAUGAAGUUGUUAACAAAACCCCUCACUUCACCACAAAACAAGAACCUGAAACAUUUGUCCUGAUUAUCAACAAAACACAGCUCAGAGAUACUGGACUUUACUUUUGUAUAAGACAAGAACUAUUAAAUGUUAUUCUUUUGAAGGGAACAUUCCUGAGGAUUAAAGGUAAAUGAAAUAUACUAACCUUUUUUUGAUGGCUGCUUAACAAUGUAAUCAAACUACGAUCAGCAGUUUCAUUGUUCCUCAUGAAAAAAGAUGUGAGAGUAGAAUUUUUUCGUGAAUCUAGAAAAAUGUCUAUUAAAAACUUUCUCUUUGUCUAAAAAUAAAGGACCAGGACCUGAUAUCAUCUCAGUUGUUCAAGACAUUUUAUCUAAUCCAGCCCGUCCAUGGGACUCAAAGACUCUACAGUGUUCAGUCCUCAGUGACAAGAGCAGCAAAACCUGUCCAGAUAAACCCAGAGCGUUCUGGUUCAGAUCUGGAUCAGAUGAGUCCCGUCCCAGUGUCGUUUACACUCAUGGAAACAAAAGUGAUGGAUGUGAGGAAAGUCCAGAGAAUCCCUCUCUGCAGAGAUGUGUCUACAGCUUUUCUAAGACCGUCAGCUCCUCUGAUGAUGAGACUGUCUACUGUGCUGUGGUCGCAUGUGGAGAGAUACUGUUUGGAAAUGGAACAAAACUCAUCUCUGAAGGUAAUGGUACAAUAUCUUAUACGAAGCAUUUAGAAACAUUUAUCCAGAAUUUGAAAACAGUUUUUCCACAAAAGUGAUUGUAGUAAACUUUUAAAUCAACUGUAUUUUUUUACUGAAAUAAUUGUGAACUUAAAGUAUUUGCUUUAUUUCAGGAAACAACAUGCAGCAUUUGAAGACCAACAUAGCUCUCUAUCUGCUUUCAGCUGCUUUGGUUCUUUGUCUGAUUGUUAUAGUUUUUCUGGUUUAUAAAAUCAGGACAAUAUCUUGCAACGGUAAUGGAAAUUUUCUAUCCUCAUAAAUAAACCAAACAGUUGUUAUUAUUAUUAUUAUUAUUAUUAUUAUUAUUAUUAUUAUUAUUGUUGUUGUUGUUGUUGUUGUUGUUGUUACUGCUCUGUUUCAAUUGAUAGACCUUUUAUUUGAUUUGGUUUUAACACAGCGGCUGUUGAAAGUCUUUGUUUCCGUCAAUUUUAAUAUCAGCCUUAUCAUUACAUUUCCUGGUGUAUAUCCUCAGAGAGAUGAGAGCUCACUGGUUUAUGCCGCACCAGCAUUUUCUAAGAAGAGGAAAACUGACAAAGGACCGAGAAGAAAUGUAAAACCAGCAGAGGACCAGAUUAUCUACAGCGGCGUCAGAACUGCUGCAACAGACUGACAGUGGAAACUGUUUAUCUGUUCAUUUCAUCUGACAUAUUGAGAAGACUGUGGUCUCUGACAUUAUAUGUAGACAUGUUUGCAGUAGUUGUAUUUGCUUCUGUUAUUUUAUGAAAAAGGAAUUUACUAUCAGGAGCUUUAAGUAAUGUCCUGCACUUUGAACCAGAUUCACAUCAGCUGUUUCUCUAUUUUUGAGUCUUUUUUAAAUUGUUUUUUUUUUUCUAAAUCCCAUCCGCCUAUUUUCUCUUGAAUGCAGUUUGUAUGCUGUCAGCUUUACAUGUUUGUUUCUCAAAAGUAAAAAGAUGAUUGAAAUUAAGAUGGUGGUUUUUGUUGCUUCCAAUCAUAAGAAAAAACUUUGAGAUGUUGAAUAAAAAAAGCUGUUGGGGAAGUUUUUACAGAGAUAAAAUCCUGUUUCUUCAACAAGAUGAGAUAAGACUAUUGUUCUGAAGAGGAGAAAUUCAGAUGUUGCAGCAACUCUAGACAUGAUCAGCCAGCAAGCAACACAAUAAAAAUAUACCCAGAAGAAAAACACAGAAAAAUAAUUAAAGCUGUAAGCAGAGUUGAACUCCUGUCCUGGUUUGGUGCACAUUGGAAGGUCAAGUCAAGAUGUUUAAGACCAGCAAAGGUCAUAUUUCUGAAAUCUUGUAGGUCACUGAGCUCAUUAACUACAUGUCAACAUCGCAAGUGUGUGUGUGUGUGUGUGUGUGUGUGUGUGUGUGUGUGUGUGUGUGUGUGUGUGUAUUUUUUAAAUUAUUCAUCAUGUGGUAAAUUCUGAUCAUUUAUUCCACUUUCAUUUCUCAUAUCAAACCAAGGUCCCUUUAUAAUCAAAUCCUGAAAAUGCUGAAAAUUUUAUCUGCAAACUAGAACGAGUUAAUUUCCAGACUAAAUAUCCAGAUCUGUGUUAGCACCCGCAGCUCAACCCUGAAAAUGCUGAGAAAUUUUCAGUGUUGUGGUUCAUGUGUGAAAGGGGCUGAUGUGUAUCACUUGUAUUAAUCUUACAUGGAUAAAACAAAACAGACAAAAACACAGUGUUGCUAAAAUGCUAAAUAGCAAGCUUCACAAAGAAGCUAACUAACUUAGCUCUUUCUGCAUGAACUAUAUCACACAGUCUAUAGAUAUACAGAAUGAAGCUGGUGUAUGGGUGUUUCCAUUCAGGGUUAUUUGUUGAAAACAACUGUGAAACAGGAAAGAAAAGCUGGCUGCUGGUCACAUUUUAUGUGCUCUGGUUUGAAAGACGGUUGUUUUUUUCCAUUGUGGUCGAACAGUGUAAGUACCAUCAUAAUAACAAGCCAAUCAGGUCGGCCUGUUACUGUCUCCUCCCACUUUAUGUGAUUAUAUCAAGAGGAAUCAUCUUCUUUUUCAAGCUCAGUUUAGUGCUGUCGUAACUGGACUGACAAGGACAUGCUGACUGCAUUUUUAUUACUCCUGGCGCUCAGACUGAGUCGUAAGUAACAUUUUCUAAAGUGAAUCAGAUUUGUAUUUUUGAUUUUGAUACUUUAAAUUUUUUACUAAAAGGGAAAAAAAAUCUAUCUUUCGCUUUUGUUUAACACUGAUAUUUCCUCAUUUUGUUCAGGUUGCACAGCUGAUGAGAACUACGAGACAAAGACAGUCAGUGUGAAAGAUGGUGUGACUUUGUCGUGUCCUCGGGAUACCUCUUGGUUGUCAACAAAUUUUUUCUGGUUCAGGAUGGUUUCUGGAGGCACGCCUGAAUUUUUGGGAGGAACCCCGAGCUUUGACUAUGAAGAAGUUACCAAAACUCCUCAUUUCACAGUAAAACAAGAACCUGAAAAGUUUGUCCUGACCAUCAAAGAAACACGGCUCAAUGAUACUGGACUUUACUUUUGUGUAAAACUGUGCCAACUUAACGUGACUUUUUUGAAGAGAACGUUUCUGAGGAUAAAAGGUAAAUAAAAUACACUUCACAGACUUUUAACUUCCUUAAAGUUAGAAUCAACCCUGAGUGAUGUCAGCAGAUAUAAUGUUCCACAUGAAAAGAGAUGUAAGAAUAAAUCUCAUAACUUCCAUUUAUAUAUUUUAACUUUAACUUUGAACUUCAUUUGAACUUAUUUUACUUCUUUGAGCAAAAUCAAAAGCUGCACUUUCUGUCUUAAAUUUAUGACAACCAGGACCUGAAAUCAGUCAAGCCAUUUCACCUGAUCCAGAAGACUCAAAGACUCUGCAGUGUUCAGUCCUCAGAGACAAGAGCAGCAAAACCUGUCCAGAUAAACCCAGAGUGUUCUGGUUCAGAUCUGGAUCAGAUGAUUCCCGUCCCAGUGUCAUUUACACUCAUGGAAACAAAAGUGAUGGAUGUGAGGAGAGUCCAGAGACUCCCUCUCUGCAGAGAUGUGUCUACAGCUUUUCUAAGACCGUCAGCUCCUCUGAUGAUGAGACUGUCUACUGUGGUGUGGUCACAUGUGGAGAGAUACUGUUUGGAAAUGGAACAAAGCUCACCUCUGAAGGUAACGGCACAGUAUCUUAUUUAAAUCAAAAAAUAUAUGUGGAGAUCUUAUUUGUGGAAAGACAAGAACCAAACUUUGUACGAGUCAAUGUUCAUGAUGUUAUUAACAUUAACAUCUAAUUUUUGUCUGUUUUUUGUACUUAGAUGAAACUUCUAAAUCAACGGGGCUGGUGAUAGCAGUUCUCUGUUUGGUGUUUUCUGUGAUUGUCAAUUUUGCUUUCAUCUGUUACAACACCACAAGAGCAAAAAGUGAACAACACAAAAGUAAGUGGUGAUGACUUUGUCUGAAAACAAAAUGUUUCAGGAGCCAUAAGAACCCAGAAGAGCAUACUUUUCCCUUAGAGUAUAAAUCUUAUAUUUAACGUCCUCAUAAAUGUUUAUUUCAAGAAGUAUAAGGAGAACUGAAAAUAUAUUCAACAGUUCUGAGUUAAAGUGACUUUAUCCUGACUGUAACUGAUGUAGUUUGUAUUUUAAACUCCAGCUGCUGUUUCCCUGCAAAGAAAGCGUGUUUGUCAGAAAGAUCAACAGGUAAAUUAUUCAAAGGCAGCUUUAACUUCAGAUUUAAUGGUAUAAAAACAUUUUCUCUCACAUUGUUCUCCACAUUUCCUCAGGUAGAUGAGGACACACGGGUUUACUCUGCUGCUGUCUUCACCAUGAGGAGAGCCGACAGCGCUGCAGUGGAGAGAGGGAGGAUCAACGCCGCUCUGAAGGCGUUUGGGUUGGACUAGAGAGUUAUCUGCUUUCUAUCAGCCGAUACAGUCUGGAUGGAUCACUGAUUUUUAUAAAACCAAAGACAGUUUGGUGAUAUGAAGUUGUAAUGGCAAUCUCACAUUGUACUCAAAAACAGUUUAUAAUGACUGUUUUUUUCUGUUUCAGCUUAUUUGAUGCUUUUUUAAAGAUGUUUUUUUGAACUUUAAGCCUUUAGUAGAAAAAAUGCUUUAUUGAGAGUCUGACGGAUGACAUGCACCAAAUCUUGUCACAGACCUGAACCAGCGCCAUGCUUUCAUGUAUUUGUGUACAAAUAUUAAAGUUGAUUUCUUUGAAUAAAUCAAUAUAAGUGACUCUUCAGUUGUGAUUUCAAAUAUAUAUCCUCUGCUAAGUUGACAGACAGCUGACUGCUGGUUUCUCAUGGUUUUUGUUUGACUUCAGCAAAGAUGUGAAUCCUUGUUUUGGAUAAUAGAGCAGACUAAAUCUGUUUAACAGACAAACUCACUCUGUAAACUGUGGUUCAGGCCUAAAAGAGCAGCUACAAACCAGUCACCGUCCAACACCUUCCCUCUCUGACAGCAACUACAGGCUAGACUGAACGCAAACUGUGGGUGUGUGUGCAAGAAGAGAGAGAGAGAGAGAGAGAGAGAGAGAUUAAAGAAACACAAAGUAGAUCAGUAAAAGAAAGUACGUCCCUUUGUUUGAAACCACGUGUGGCAGUUCUUUGUUGAGUCCACCGUCUCCAUGUGUCGUGUUGUUUAAGUUUCGAAGUUUGCAUGUGGUCAACUAUUUGACCACGCGCACACACACACACACAUGCACACAUACAAACACACAUAUGCACACCAGACAACCAAACCGUGCAUGGAAACUUCAGUGCUGCUGUUGUGGUUUGGCCUCACACACUGAGGUGAGAAAACAGAGCUAUUUUCUAAUUUGACACUCUCUGAAUUCCAAGAAGUUAAACUUCACUUUUGUUUUACUUUCUUAAAAUACAAAAAGACUGAGUUAUUUAAAGAUAAUUGGAACACAACACCUUACAUGAAUGCAUAAAGGGUGCUAUGAGCUGUGUUUUAUUGUGUUUUUUUUUUUGGUUUGUUUGCAUGUUUGUGCUCCUGAACAUCAAUGCUGUCAUAGGUGGGAGGUUCUUCACAUUUAGCUCCUCCUUUCAGCUUGAACAUGAGUUUGAAAUUUUUGUCUCACAAGAUCCUAGAGCAGGUUUCACAUCCUUGCAGAAGUCUUUUUCAAUGAAUAUCACUAUCUGUAACAUCAUUUUCUUGAGUUAUUGAUCAUUUUAUUCAGCAGUGACCAAACAAGUGACAAUGAGUAAAGCACCAGUCGCUCAUGUUAAAAGACCACAGCCUCCUCGGGAAGUAGCCUCCUGUAUGGGUGGUCUGUGUCAUUCAGUAAAUUAUGACACCUUUGGUACUAUGUUGACAUUGUUUGAGAAGGCAUUGUCAUCAUCAUAGCACCAAAGGUGUCAUAAUGACUCUUAGUGACAACCUUAAUAAGCCAUAUUCAUGUUAGUGACAGGUGUUAUUAAAUGGUUAUGACAGCAUAAUGUCAGUGUUAUAUAAACCCCUUCAAAUAAAGUGUUACCUUUAUAUUUAUUUAUUGUAAAACUACCUGAAUAUGAGAAUAGUUUUAUGUUUAUUUAGAAAGAGCCUUUUAUAUCUACACACAAGGUCACCAUCUCAAACUGCCAUCCCUCUGAAUAAGCGAUGUCCAUGGACAUCCAAAAGAAGUAGAUAUCACAUUGGUCCAUUCAGAACGUAAUCUGAGCAUCCAUACAACGUUCAUAUUCAGUUGAAACACGACAUGAAAUGAUGUUGUUUAACCUGGUCCAAAUCUGGACGUCUACAGACAGCCAGAACUAGUCAAGAAUAGAUGUCGAGACAGGCCACAAUCUGAACAUCUAUGUGACUCCAGCAUUAGUCGAUUAAUGACUUUGAGACGAGAGGUUCAGUCUGGCCAAAUUCUGGAUGUUAUUAGACAACCAGAACUAGUCAAAGAUAGACAUUAGCACGUGCCACUAUCUGGACAUCUUUAUAAGGUUUGUAUUUAGUUCAUAUAUAAUGUUGUUCAGCCUGGCCAAAUUCUGGACAUCUGCAGAUAGCCAGAACUAGUCAAGGAUAGAUGUUGAGACAGACCAUAUUAUCAACGUAUAUAUCACGUCAUUUCUAGGCCUAAAGCACACCAAAAAUUCCAUUUAAGUGGCCUGACGACCUUAAGGACUUUGACCUUGAUUCUAAUGCACUUCAAAUUUGCAUCAGUUGUCCCACCAACCAAUUGACGUCAGAGAGACGUGCAGAUCACGCCAGUAUUGGGUCAGUCCGUCGUAGAUGUCAUAGAGAUGUGCAAAAUAGGUUAGAGAUUUAGAUGUCUAAAUUGGACCUCUUUUAGACGUCAUAAUGACGUUCAGCAUUUGGACUUCAUCUGAAGACCAAAUCUAGUUGUCAGUGCGAUGUGCAAAAUAGAGCCAAGAUUUAGACGUCAUUAUUGGACUUCUUUUAGACAUUGAACUGACGUUCACAUUAUCAUGUAAUCUGGACGUUAUGUCCUCCACUGAAUCUAGACUUUGAAGCAACGUGCAAAAUAGGUCCAAGAUUUAAAUGGACAUGUUUCAGAUGUCAAAAUCAUAUUUGGAUGAGUGUGGUUAAUGGAGUUGACAACAAAUUCAAUAAAACAUGUUUAAUGACCAUCAUAUUGGUUUUGUUAUAUUGACACAUUGAGAUUUAGAUUUAUUGGUCCCUGUAGGGGGAAAUUUGUCCUUCCUGACUACAUAUACAAAGGACAGACAUUUCACAUCAUGGGACAGACAACAUUUACAACAUAUGAAGAGGACAUAACGGUAGUAUACUCCGAUUAGUGGGGCCUGCUGUUCAGGGUGGCUAUUGCUAAGGGGAUCAGGCUUUUCCCCAGGUGAGCCCUUUUCAACUUCAUACUUCUGUAUCUGCACCAUGAGGGGAGUGGGACGAGAUAUUGGUGCAGUGGGUGAGUGAAGUCCUGUUCUAUGUUGUGUGCCAGUCGGGUGAUUGACUUAUGGAAGACCAAUGAUUUUAGCAGCUGUGUUUGUGAUACGUGCAAGUUUGGCCCGGUUGGUGACAAAAAGCAUGGUGAAGAAACAUGUGGAGCACUACAGGAGGAUUGGCUGGAUGAUACAUUGAUAAAGUAGCAGCAGGAGGUGGGAUGCAACGUAUAGUCCUUUAGGUUUUUGGAUGGCUGAGAGUUUUGAAUGUCCGAGGUGUGCAGGUUGGUGAGUUUAUUGUCCAGAGUUAUUACCAAGUAUUUCAAUAAGGUGGUUGUAGGUGUUGUACAGUUUCGAAGUUAUAAUUGCAGAAGUGAUUCAAUAUCCGACUUGGCCAAUUGUUAUUCCACCUCCAGAGGACCUGAUUUUGACGGCCGAUUUUGACCAAAGUUGGACAUGUUGACGUCUGAUUUGGAGGUCUGCAAGACAUCAGACUUGGAUGUCAAUAAGACGUCUGAAAAAGAUGUAUAAAAAACUGUCAUUCUGCACCUUCAGGAAACCUAAUCUAGACAUUAAAAGAUUACGUAAAAUACACGUCAUUUCGAUGUCACAUGGUGCAGUAGGUGAAGACGUCUCCUGGAGGUUUGGAAAUGACAUCAUGACAGCAUACAGAAAUGAUCACAGAUGAUCACAGAUACACAUGAUCACAGAUGGCUGGAGGAUGAAAAUAAAGAAGACCUGGGGUCAAACCUUAACCCCAAGUAUUUUUUAAAUUAUGCAUCAUGUGACAGAUUAUGAUAAUAUACAACAUCUUUAUUGAUUUGGUUGAGAAUUCACAUGCUACACAGCAAUUAUUCCGCUUUCAUUUCUCAUAUCAAACCAAGGUCCCUUAAUAAUCAAAUCCUGAAAUGUUCUGAAAAUUUAAUCUGCAAACUAGAGUAAGUUAAUUUCUAGACUAUAUAUCCAGAUCUGUGUUAGCGCCCGCAGCUCAACCCUGAAAAUGCUGAGAAAUUUUCAGUGUUGUGGUUCAUGUGUGAAAGGGGCUGAUGUGUAUCACUUGUAUUAAUCUAACGUAGAUAAAACAAAACAGACAGAAAAACACAGUGUUACUUGCUAAAUAGCAAGCUUCACAAAGAAGCUAACUAACUUAGCUCUUUCUGCAUGAACUAUAUCACACAGUCUAUAGAUAUACAGAAUGAAGCUGGUGUAUGGGUGUUUCCAUUCAGGGUUAUUUGUUGAAAACAACUGUGAAACAGGAAAGAAAAGCUUGCUGCUGGUCACAUUUUAUGUGCCCUGGUUUGAAAGACGGUUGUUUUUUUCCAUUGUGGUCGAACAAAGUAAGUACCAUCAUAAUAACAAGCCAAUCAUGGUGGCCUGUUACUGUCUCCUCCCACUUUAUGUGAUUAUAUCAAGAGGAAUCAGCUUCUUUUAUGAGCUAGUCUUGGUGCAGUCGUAAGUGGAUUUACAAGAAAAUGCUGCUGAUCGUAUUUCUUUCACUUCUGAUGCUCAGACUGAGUCGUGAGUACACAAAAUGCUUUCUAAAUUACUUUAUAUUUAUAUGUUGUCUUUUCAUACUCAGUAUCAUUCAGCAUAGAGCCCAAAUGAUCCUUUUUUAAAUACUGACAUUGUUUCUUCAUUUUCUUCAGGUUGUACAGGUGACAAGGGCUAUGAAACUAAAACUGUCAGUGUUGGAGAUGAAGUGACUUUGACGUGUCCUCGUAAGACCUCUCAGAGUUUAGGAAAAUUAUUCUGGCUCAGGCUAGUUUCUAAAGGUUUACCUGAAUUUUUGGGAAGAACAAAUAGUUAUGACAAUGAAAUUGUUAACAAAACCCCUCACUUCACCACAAAACAAGAACCUGGAACAUUUGUCCUAAUUAUUAACAAAGCACAGCUCAAUGAUACUGGACUUUACUUUUGUAUAAAACAAGUCGAACUUCAAGGCAAUUCUUCAAAAGGAACAUUUCUGAGGAUUAAAGGUAAUUGAAAUAUACUAACCUUUUUUAUGGCUGCUUAAAAAUGUAAUCAAAUUAUCAUCAGCAGUUUCAGUGUUCCUCAUGAAUAUACUGUAGAUAUGAGAAAAGGUUUCUUUUAUUAAUCUACAAAAUGUGCAUUAAAAACGUUCACUUUCUGUCUUAAAUUUAUGAGGACCAGGACCAAAUAUCACAUCAAUCAUUCAAGCCAUUUCACCUGAUCCAGAAGACUCAAAGACUCUGCAGUGUUCAGUCCUCAGAGACAAGAGCAGCAAAACCUGUCCAGAUAAACCCAGAGUGUUCUGGUUCAGAUCUGGAUCAGAUGAUUCCCGUCCCAGUGUCUUUUACACUCAUGGAAACACAAGUGAUGGAUGUGAGGAGAGUCCAGAGACUCCCUCUCUGCAGAGAUGUGUCUACAGCUUUUCUAAGACCGUCAGCUCCUCUGAUGAUGAGACUGUCUACUGUGCUGUGGUCGCAUGUGGAGAGAUACUGUGUGGAAAUGGAAAAAAGCUCACCUCUGAAGCUAAGUACAGAACAUUUCAUAUGAACCAUUAGCAUUUAUUUCAUAUCUGAUCUGAUCCAUGUUGGGAAAGGUUUCCUUAUUAAUCUAUUUUAAAGGAAUAAUGCGCAGUUUUAAACGAAAAAGUUGCCAUUUGAUAGAGCGGGCUUAAAGACAUUUUUUCUUUGUGCAGGUCAGGAUUAGAAAUUAAUCUUAAAUUUAUCUAAAGCACUAUAACUUUUUAAAUUCUCAUUCUUGUUUGUUCCAGGAAAUGAUGAGCUACUUUACAUCACUCUGUAUCUGCUCUCAGCUGCUGUGGUCACAUGUCUGAUUGUUAUAGCUUUCCUGAUUUAUACCAUCAAGACAAGAGCUCCCUGCAACAGUAAUAAAACUUUCUCCAAUAACAAUCAAUCAUACAGUGAAAAUCACAGCUCUUUGUUAAAUAACAGAUCGUGUUUUUGGUUUGACUUCAUCACAGCAGCUGAUGAUGAGCGUAGAAGUGCUGCGAAGGCCAGCGCCGAUCGGCAAAGUCGUCAGGUAAGAAACACACAGAGGCUGAAAAUCUUUCUCUAUUCGUCAAAAUAAACAGCGGUCAUGUUACAUUUUUUUCUGUGUGUAUUCUCAGAGAGAUGACAGCUCACUGGUUUAUGCUGCACCCACAUUUUCCAAGAAGAAACCCUGCAAAGGUGAGAGGAGGAACAAAAAGAGAGCGGAAGAAGAAAUCGUUUACUCUGGAGUCAGAGCUGCUGUGGCCAAAUCAUCCAAAUAAUAGAUUUACAUUUAGGCAACUUUAUGGAACAGAAUGAUACUUUUCUAGCCUUGUUGUAAUAAAGCUGUGCACUUUUAAUAGUUUUGUGUACUUUCUUUGCAGUUCUUAAAGUGAACAUAGAGUGAACGGACAUAACACAAGAAUAUAAUUUCACAGUUUUUUUACACUGAUGUCCCAAAGCUCUUUGCCUCUUAAAUCCGUCACUUUUUUCCUUGAUUUUUGAACAUUUUCAUAUUGAUGUGUUUGUGAUUGAUGUGAUUACUUUUAAAGCGCUCAAAGGACUUGCUCCAAGCUACAUUUCAGAGCUUUUAAUACCUUAUGAGCCAACUCGCAGCCUCAGAUCCUCUGGCGAAGGCCUCCUGGUCAUUCCAAAGUCGAGGCUCAAAACUAAAGGUGAUAGAUCUUUCUCCAUCAGAGAUCCUCGACUUUGGAACAACCUGCCAGAGGAGAUAAGGCGUGCAGAGACAGUCACUUCUUUUAAGUCAAAUUUAAAAACUCACAUUUACAGGCUCCCUUUCAUAUGAUGCUGUCUUUUCCCUUUUUCCUUUUAUCUUUUCUCUCUUAUUUCGACUUGCUAUCCUUUUAGCCUUUGUUUUACUUAAAAUCAACUCGUCAGUUGUGAUUUCAAAUAUAUAGAAAACUAACUGCUGGUUGCUCAUGGUUUUUGUUUUUAUUCUCUUCUUGAGAACAUGAAUGAGUGAUGGUUAUAAAUGUAAAACAAACUGAUGCACAAUCAGACAGCCUUCAGCAAAGAUGUGAAUCCUUGUUUUGGAUAAUAGAGCAGACUAAGGGCUCUAUUUUCGUGCGCGCCGGUGAGGCGGCGGAGGGCGGCGAGCCCCGCGCAGUUGUAUUUUCGUCUGGCGGAGCCCAGCGUAAGGCCAAUUUGGUAUUUUCGUGGACUGAGCCGCACGGAGGCGAGCCGAGAUCCGCCAAGCUGGGCGUGGUGGCGUGGCAGGGGGAGGUGUCAACAGAAUCAGCAGGCGCAGUGACAUUUUCGUGCUCGCCAACGGCGUGUAAAGUGCACUGAAAGCUUGCCGAUUCAAACCUGGUCAGCUUUCAGCGCAAGGCGGAACGCAGCUGGUCCAGUAGUAUUUUGGUAGACCGGCGGCGUAUCGACAUACGUCACUGAUGCCUCACCGGCAGGUUUCCACAGUGUCAGGCAGAUUUCAGUGCAAUAAAUAAUCAUCAUCAACUAUUAAUCUGAGUCAGCACAUACAUUUAGAUCUAUAUAGAUAUAUUCUGAUCUAUAUCUUAUCUGAUGAGCGCGUUUGGCACGCGUUUGGACACACAACCUGACCGAAUCAACACAGCUGAAACCGCAUCAAAUUAAAUUAAAUAUCUAGUAAAUAAACACACAUGAUGAAGUUAACAAGAUAUGUAAUUCGUCUCCCUCCUUUUCUUUCUUCCUCUUCCUCUUAUUUCUCGCACAGCUCGACCUGGACAUGUCUCUGUGUCCUCUGUCCGUCUUGCUGCUGCUGCAGCUGAACAGAUGAUUUGUUUCAGUGCUCAGAUGCGUUAUCUACUUUAAGCCGACAUACGGAUAUUAUAAUAUUCAGUUUUGUGGGCCAAAUUUAUUUUAUAUGCCAACAUCUAUGAAAGAAAGAGCCAGGCCACGGAGCGCGAUGCGUCAGACACAGAUGGUUCCGAUUUUAAUGCCAUUUUCGGAGUUUAUGUUGUGAUCUGUGCGAUCAACCCACCUUUGUUACGUGAGGUUUGAAUACGAGCAACUUUAUGUGAGUGUCUUUAUUUGUGGAAAAGGGUGUUUGUCUUACCAGUGGGUCCAACAUUACGCACACUAAAUCCAUCUGUGCUCAUAUGAGAGAGUGUGGAGGACACUUGUUGAGGAGCUGCCCUCUGUCGCCAUCUUGUGGCAUUACUGUCUUAAGACAUCUCUUGAUCUCUUUGACUACUUCAUGAAAAUAGUAAUACGCCUCGCCUGUGGCGGAUUUAAAGGCAAGGAGCCUAUGUGAUUGGUGAAAACAGGUCUUGGCUGUGUUAAACCCACUACACGCCCUUUCUCCUCCCCGUCUACGACUUAUGCUGCUAGGAGGAGCUGAGUUAGGGAGGGGGGAUACUUACGCCGGGCUGCGCAGCUCACCAAAAUACCAAAAUGUGCUUGGGAACGCCUUGUCAGCGCGGCGGAUCUGACUGACGCUGCGCUUGCAGCACGUCUCCGGCGAGGCACCAAAAUAGAGCCCUAAAUCUGUUUGACAGACAAACUCACUCUGUAAACUGUGGUUCAGGCCUAAAAGAGCAGCUACAAACCAGUGACCAUCAAACACCUCCCCUCUCUGACAGCAACAACAGGCCAGACUGAAUGCAAACUGUGAGUGUGUGCAAGAAGAGAGAGAGAGAGAGAGAGAGAGAGAGAGAGAGAGAUUAAAGAAGCACAAAGUCGAUCAGUAAAAGAAAGUACGUCCCUUUGUUUGAAAUCAUGUGUGGCAGUUCUUUAUUCAGUCCACCAUGUCCGUGUGUUGUGUUGUUUUUGAGUUUUUAAGUGUGCAUGUUGUCAACUACUUGACCACACACACACACGCACGCACACACACACACACACGCACACACACACACAUGCACGCAUGCAUGCAUGCACACCACACAACCAAACCGUGCAUGGAAACUUCAGUGCUGCUGUUGUGGUUUGGCCUCACACACUGAGGUGAGAAAACAGAGCUAUUUUCUAAUCUGACACGCUCUGAAUCCCAAGAAGUUAAACUUCACUUUUGUUUUACUUUCUUAAAAUACAAAAAGACUGAGUUAUUUCAAGAAAGUAGGAACACAAUACCUUACAUGUGUGCAUAAAGGGUGCUAAGUGCUGUGUUUUAUUGUGCUUUUUUGCAUGUUUGAGCUCCUGAACAUCAAUGCUGUCAGAGAGGGGAGGUUCUUCACAUUUAGCUCCUCCUUUCAGCUUGAACAUGAGUUUGAAGUUUUUGUCUCACAAGAUCCUAGAGCAGGUUUCACAUCCUUGCUAAAGUCUUUUUCAAUGAAUAUCACUAUCUGUAACAUCAUUUUCUUGAGUUAUUGAUCAUUUUAUCUCGCAGUGACCUAAAAAGUGACUAAGAAAAGCACCAGUCACUCAUGUUUCGUCUAUGUUUUGAUGCAUGCUCCUUCUUUGCACAUUAGACCAGCAGGAAGAGAACGAGGAAAUGACAUAAACGUAGUUCAAAAUGUGUCUUCUCACCUCCAACAUGACAGCCCACCUACUGACAGGCUGGCUGCACACUUCUCUCAUUCUCACAGUUUGAAGUGGUCAUGACACAGUAGAAAAGUACAACUAACAACAUUUAUAAUACUGGAACAAAAAGGUUUAUAGAUUUCCUUUUUUUAGGAAACAUGUCAGAUAACAAGGAAAUGGGCCUGAAAGUUAAAAAGCCAAGGGUGUCCUCUGUAAAGGUUUAAUAAAUUGGAGUUUGCAAACCCCUCAAUAACGAGUCACAACCUCCAGAGUUUAAAAGCAAAGCCAACAUGGAAGUAGAGAAACUUAUUUAUUUUGAUGAUUGUUAAAAUGUUGCUUGAGAGAGAAAGGCUUUGAUGGUUGGACUCAACGGGGAGAUUUUGAAAUAGCAGGAUGUCUAGAAUGCACAGCGGCAAAAACAUUGUCACCAUAAAGUCCUGACACUGGUUGUGUUGGUGGCUGAUGACCCGCUGGGACAAAAUAGAACUGAUGAUUUUGCAGAGACCAGGAGGAGAUAUUACAGAACCUUGUAUUAUCACACACUGUCAACUGCAUCUCCUCACUGGCAGGCCUCCCUGUAGCACAGUCAAACCUCUGGAGAUGAACCAAAAUGAAGCAGCCUGUCCAGUUUUUCACCAACCUGAAUCAGCUCAUCACUUUACUGUUCAUCUCUCUCCACUGGUUUCCAGUAGCAGCUGUCAUGAAAUAUAAGGCCCUACUUCCUGCCUUCAAUCAGCUCCUGCCAACCUGUCGUCCCUCAUGCAGGUCUAAACUCUCUCCCACAUGUAAUGCUCUGCCACUGGACUGUGUCUGGUGCUCCCAUCACAAAAAGGCCUUUCGUCACUCCCCAGAAUCUUCUCCUCUGUUAGCCUUUGGUGAUGGUGGAAUAAAUGACCAAACUCUAUCAGAUCCACAGAGUCCCUUUCUACCUUUAAGAAAAAGCUCAAGACUCAGGUCUUUAGAGACCACCUACGCUCUUAAGCUCAGCUCUUCUCCUCUGUUGUCCACAGUGAGAGAAUUACUGAGACCAAUGUCCGCCUCUACUGUGAGACACUUUGCCCAGCUCUCAGUGAACAUUUCUGCACCUGGUGAUGAUGAUGAUGAUGAUGAUGAUGAUGAUGAUGAUGAUGAUGAUGAUGAUGAUGUCGUUGGGACUUUAUUUGGUUGUUGUUUCACUUUGGUUGAUGGUGAUUGGUGGUUACUUUAAAAAUAAUGCAUUGCCCCAUUUACUUCAUGACCUCAUUAUGACCACUUGCACUUAAAUCAGUUUUUUGAACUCACUCAUGUUGUUUCCUUCUACCUAGAUCAUGCUUGUGUUGUUUUUGUUCUCAAAAGUAUGUUUCUUCAGACAAAAGCCUCCGGUAAAUCAAACUGGAUCAUUGAAACAUUUAUUGUAAUUGCUGAAGCUAAAAUCCCUCUUAAAAGCUCUUUAUUUAAACUUUUCAUUCAAACUCUAUUAAAAACACAACAGAAAACUGUUGUCUGUACUUGUACCUCCUCCUCGGGUCAAUAAUAGAAACCAAGCUUGAACCUUGAAACAAAAGAUCACCCUCCUCGUACAGCUUUGACUUCAAAGAUGGUUGAUGUUUUUUUCCACUGUGGUAUAACAGAGUAAAACCAUCACAAGGACAAGCCAAUCAGAAUGAGCCACAGUAGUCUCCUCCCACUUUAUGUGAUUAUAUUUAGAAGAAUCAACUUCUUUUAUGAGCUAGUCUUGGUGCAGUCGUAAGUGGAUUUACAUGAAAAUGCUGCUGAUCGUAUUUCUUUCACUUCUGAUGCUCAGACUGAGUCGUGAGUACACAAAAUGCUUUCUUAAGUCCUUUAUAUUUAUAUGUUGUAUUUUCAAACUGAGUAUUAUUCACCACAGAGCCCAAAUGAUCCUUUUUUUUAUACUGACAUUAUUUCUUUUUCUUCAGGUUGUACAGUUGAUGAGCGCUAUGAGACAAAGACAGUCAGAGUUGGAGAUGAUGUGACUUUGAAGUGUCCUCGCAAGACCUCUCGGUCUACAGCACAAUUAUUCUGGUUCAGGCUAGUUUCUGGAGAUUUACCUGAAUUUUUUAGAGGAAUGUAUGACUUUGACUAUGAAGUUGUUAACAAAACCCCUCACUUCACCACAAAACAAGAACCUGGAACAUUUGUCCUGAUUAUCAACAAAACACAGCUCAGAGAUACUGGACUUUACUUUUGUAUAAGACAAGAACAAUUUAACAUUACUAUUUUGAAGGGAAUAUUUCUGAGGAUUAAAGGUAAAUGAAAUAUACUUAGAACUUUUUCAUGGCCUGUUAAAAAUGUAAUCACACUGCCAUCAGCAGUUUCAUUGUUCCUCAUGAAUAUAGAAAUGAGAGUAGAUGUUUUACCAUGAAUCUAGAAAAAUGUCCAUUAAAAAAACUUUCUCUUUUUGUCUAAAAAAAAAUAAAAAUAAGGACCAGGACCUGAUAUCAUCUCAGUUGUUCAAGACAUUUCACCUGAUCCAGAAGACUCAAAGAUUCUGCAGUGUUCAGUCCUCAGAGACAAGAGCAGCAAAACCUGUCCAGAUAAACCCAGAGCAUUCUGGUUCAGAUCUGGAUCAGAUGAUUCCCGUCCCAGUGUCAUUUACACUCAUGGAAACAAAAGUGAUGGAUGUGAGGAGAGUCCAGAGAAUCCCUCUCUGCAGAGAUGUGUCUACAGCUUUUCUAAGACCGUCAGCUCCUCUGAUGAUGGGACUGUCUACUGUGCUGUGGUCGCAUGUGGAGAGAUACUGUUUGGAAAUGGAACAAAACUCACCUCUGAAGGUAACGGUACAAUAUCUUAUACGCAGCAUUUAGAAACAUUUAUCCAGAAUUUGAAAACAGUUUUCCACAAAAGUAAUUGCAGUAAAAUUUUAAAUAAACUGUAAUUUUUUUCCUGAAAUAAUUGUGAACUUAAAGUAUUAUUUUUAUUUUAGGAAACAACACAGCUCAGUUCCUGCUUUCAGCUGCUUUGGUUCUUUGUCUGAUUGUUAUAGUUUUUCUGGUUUAUAAAAUCUGGGAAAUUUCUUACAAAGGUAAUGGAAAUUUUCUAUUCUCAUUAAUAAACCAAACAGUUGUUAUAACUGCUAUAAUUAUUAUUAAUAUUAUUAUUAUUAUUAUUAUCAUUGUUACUGCUCUGUUUCAAUUGAUAGACCUUUUAUUUGAUUUGGUUUUAACACAGCGGCUGUUGAUCCGUGUGGAAAUGCUGCGACCUCCAGCACAGAUCAGCAAAGUCUGCAGGUGAGAGAUUGACAGAAAUGUUAAAAUACUGAAAGUCUUUGUUUCCGUCAAUUUUAAUAUCAGCCUCAUCAUGACAUUUCCUGGUGUAUAUCCUCAGAGAGAUGAGAGCUCACUGGUUUAUGCCGCACCAGCGUUUUCUAAGAAGAGGAAAACUGACAAAGGACCGAGAAGAAAUGUAAAUCCAGCAGAGGACCAGAUUAUCUACAGCGGCGUCAGAACUGCUGCGACAGACUGACAAUGGAAACUGUUCAUCUGUUCAUUUUAUUUGACAUAUUAAGAAGACUGUGGUCUCUGACAUUAUAUGUUGACAUGUUUGCAGUAGCUGUGUUUGCUUCUUUUAUUUUAUGAAAAAGGAAUUUACCAUCAGGAGCUUUAAGUAAUGUCCUGCACUUUGAACCAGAUUCACAUCAGCUGUUUCUCUAUUUUUGAGCCUUUUUUAAAUUGUUUUUGUUGAAAUCCCAUCUGCCUAUUUUCUCUUGAAUGUAGUUUGUAUGCUGUCAGCUUUACAUGUUUGUUUCUCAAAGGUAAAAGAAUGAUUGAAAUUAAGAUGGUGGUUUUUCUUGCUUCCCAUCAUAAGAGGAAAACUUUGGUUUUAUUGAGAUGUUGAAUAAAAAAAGCUGUUAGGAAAGUUUGUACAGAGAUAAAAUCCUGUUUCUUCAACAAGAUGAGAUAAGACUAUUGUUCUGGAGAGGAGAAAUUCAGAUGUUGCGGCAACUCUAGACAUGAUCAGCCACCAAGCAACACAAUAAAAAUAUACCCAGAAGAAAAACACAGAAAAAUAAUUAAAGCUGUAAGCAGAACUGAACUCCUGUCCAGGUUUGGUGCCCAAUGGAAGGUCAAGUCAAGAUGUUUAAGACCAGCAAAGAUCAUAUUUCUGAAAUCUUGUAGGUCACUGAGCUCAUUAACUGCAUGUCAACAUCGCAAGUGUGUGUGUGUGUGUGUGUGUGUGUGUGUGUGUGUGUGUGUGUGUGUGUGUGUGUGUGUGUGUGUGUGUGUGUGUGUGUGUUUAAAAAGUUUGUCCAAAGCCCCAUAACCUUUGCUGGGGUAGGCGGGAUUUUUGACCUAUACUGCAGCCCGUCACCAGAGGGUGCUGUUCUCGAAGUUGCUUCACCCAGAGAGGAGGAGGACAUUGUCUAUUCUAUAUACAGUCUAUGGGUCAAACCCUAACCCUAGGUAUUUUUUUAAUUAUGUAUCAUGUGACAGAUUAUGAUCAUAUAUGACGUCUUUAUUGAUUGGGUUGAGAAUUCACAUGCUACACAGUGAUUAUUUUGCUUUCAUUUCUCAUAUCAAACCAAGGUCCCUUUAUAAUCAAAUCCUUAAAAUGCUGAAAAUUUUAUCUACAAACUAGAAUAAGUUAAUUUCCAGACUAAAUAUCCAGAUCUGUGUUAGCACCCGCAGCUGAGAAUGCUGAGAAAUUUUCAUUGUUGUGGUUCAUGUGUGAAAGGGGCUGAUGUGUAUCACUUGUAUUAAUCUAACGUGGACAAAACAAAACAGACAAAAAAACACAGUGUUGCUAAAAUGCUAAACAGCAAGCUUCACAAAGAAGCUAAGUAACUUAGCUCUUUCUGCAUGAACUAUAUCCCACAGUCUAUAGAUAUACAGAAUGAAGCUGGUGUAUGGGUGUUUCCAUUCAGGGUUAUUUGUUGAAAACAACUGUGAAACAGGAAAGAAAAGCUUGCUGCUGGUCACAUUUUAUGUGCUCUGGUUUGAAAGACGGUUGUUUUUUUCCAUUGUGGUCGAACAGUGUAAGUACCAUCAUAAUAACAAGCCAAUCAGGUUGGCCUGUUACUGUCUCCUCCCACUUUAUGUGAUUAUAUCAAGAGGAAUCAUCUUCUUUUUCAAGCUCAGUUUAGUGCUGUCGUAACUGGACUGACAAGGACAUGCUGACUGCAUUUUUAUUACUCCUGGCGCUCAGACUGAGUCGUAAGUAACAUUUUCUAAAGUGAAUCAGAUUUGUGUUUUGGAGUUUGAUACUUUAAAUUUUUCACUAAAAGGGAAAAAAAUCUAUCUUUCGCUUUUGUUUAACACUGAUAUUUCCUCAUUUUGUUCAGGUUGCACAGCUGAUGAGAACUACGAGACAAAGACAGUCAGAGUGAAAGAUGGUGUGACUUUGUCGUGUCCUCGGGAUACCUCUUGGUUGUCAACACAGUUAUUCUGGUUCAGGAUGGUUUCUGGAGGCACGCCUGAAUAUUUGGGAGGAACCUCUACUUUUAACUAUGACGAAGUUACUGAAACUCCUCACUUCACAGCAAAACAAGAACCUAAAAAGUUUGUCCUGACCAUCAAAGAAACACGGCUCAAUGAUACUGGACUUUACUUUUGUGUAAAACAAACACAGCUUGACGUGACGUUUUUGAAGAGAACGUUUCUGAGGAUAAAAGGUAAAUAAAAUACACUUCACAGACUUUUAACUUCCUUAAAGUUAGAAUCAACCCUGAGUGAUGUCAGCAGAUAUAAUGUUCCACAUGAAAUGAGAUGUAAGAAUAAAUCUCAUAACUUCCAUUUACAUACUCUGACUUUAACUUUGAACUUUACUUGAAAUACUUCCUUUUCUGGAGAUUUAACUGAAUUUUUGGGAGGAACAUAUGACUCUGACUAUGAAGUUGUUAACAAAACCCCUCACUUCACUGUAAAAAAAGAUCCUGGAACAUUUGUCCUGAUCAUCAACAAAACACAGCUCAAAGAUACUGGACUUUACUUUUGUAUAAGACAAGAACGUUUAAAUGUUACUCUUUUGAAGAGAACAUUCCUGAGGAUUAAAGGUAAAUGAAAUAUACUAACCUCUUUUUUAUGGCUGCUUAACAAUGUAAUCAAACUACCAUCAGCAAUUUCAGUGUUCCUCAUGAAUAAAGAUGUGAGAGUAUAAGUUUUUUCGUGAAUCUAGAAAAAUGUCCAUUAAAAACUUUCUCUUUGUCUAAAAAUAAAGGACCAGGACCUGAUAUCAUCUCAGUUGUUCAAGACAUUUUAUCUAAUCCAGCCCGUCCAUGGGACUCAAAGACUCUGCAGUGUUCAGUCCUCAGUGACAAGAGCAGUAACACCUGUCCAGAUAAACCCAGAGCGUUCUGGUUCAGAUCUGGAUCAGAUGAUUCCCGUCCCAGUGUCAUUUACACUCAUGGAAACAAAAGUGAUGGAUGUGAGGAGAGUCCAGAGAAUCCCUCUCUGCAGAGAUGUGUCUACAGCUUUUCUAAGACCGUCAGCUCCUCUGAUGAUGAGACUGUCUACUGUGGUGUGGUCACAUGUGGAGAGAUACUGUUUGGAAAUGGAACAAAACUCACCUCUGAAGGUAACGGCACAGUAUCUUAUUUAAAUCAAAAAAUAUAUGUGGAGAUCUUAUUUGUGGAAAGACAAGAACCAAACUUUGUACGAGUCAAUGUUCAUGAUGUUAUUAACAUUAACAUCUAAUUUUUGUCUGUUUUUUGUACUUAGAUGAAACUUCUAAAUCAACGGGGCUGGUGAUAGCAGUUCUCUGUUUGGUGUUUUCUGUGAUUGUCAAUUUUGCUUUCAUCUGUUACAACACCACAAGAGCAAAAAGUGAACAACACAAAAGUAAGUGGUGAUGACUUUGUCUGAAAACAAAAUGUUUAAGGAGCCAUAAGAACCCAGAAGAGCAUACUUUUCCCUCAAAGUAUAAAUCUUAUAUUUAACGUCCUCAUAAAUGUUUAUUUCAAGAAGUAUAAGGAGAACUGAAAAUAUAUUCAACAGUUCUGAGUUAAAGUGACUUUAUCCUGACUGUAACUGAUGUAGUUUGUAUUUUAAACUCCAGCUGCUGUUUCCCUGCAAAGAAACCGUGUUUGUCAGAAAGAUCAACAGGUAAAUUAUUCAAAGGCAGCUUUAACUUCAGAUUUAAUGGUAUAAAAACAUUUUCUCUCACAUUGUCCUCCACAUUUCCUCAGGUAGAUGAGGACACACGGGUUUACUCUGCUGCUGUCUUCACCAUGAGGAGAGCCGACAGCGCUGCAGUGGAGAGAGGGAGGAUCAACGCCGCUCUGAAGGCGUUUGGGUUGGACUAGAGAGUUAUCUGCUUUCUAUCAGCCGAUACAGUCUGGAUGGAUCACUGAUUUUUAUAAAACCAAAGACAGUUUGGUGAUAUGAAGUUGUAAUGGCAAUCUCACAUUGUACUCAAAAACAGUUUAUAAUGACUGUUUUUUUCUGUUUCAGCUUAUUUGAUGCUUUUUUAAAGAUGUUUUUUUGAACUUUAAGCCUUUAGUAGAAAAAAUGCUUUAUUGAGAGUCUGACGGAUGACAUGCACCAAAUCUUGUCACAGACCUGAACCAGCGCCAUGCUUUCAUGUAUUUGUGUACAAAUAUUAAAGUUGAUUUCUUUGAAUAAAUCAAUAUAAGUGACUCUUCAGUUGUGAUUUCAAAUAUAUAUCCUCUGCUAAGUUGACAGACAGCUGACUGCUGGUUUCUCAUGGUUUUUGUUUGACUUCAGCAAAGAUGUGAAUCCUUGUUUUGGAUAAUAGAGCAGACUAAAUCUGUUUAACAGACAAACUCACUCUGUAAACUGUGGUUCAGGCCUAAAAGAGCAGCUACAAACCAGUCACCGUCCAACACCUUCCCUCUCUGACAGCAACUACAGGCUAGACUGAACGCAAACUGUGAGUGUGUGUGCAAGAAGAGAGAGAGAGAGAGAGAGAGAGAGAGAGAGAGAGAGAGAGACAGAGAGAGAGAGAGAGAUUAAAGAAACACAAAGUAGAUCAGUAAAAGAAAGUACGUCCCUUUGUUUGAAACCACGUGUGUCAGUUCUUUGAUAAGUCCACUGUCUCCAUGUGUCGUGUUGUUUAAGUUUCGAAGUUUGCAUGUGGUCAACUAUUUGACCACGCGCACACACACACACACAUGCACACAUACAAACACACAUAUGCACACCAGACAACCAAACCGUGCAUGGAAACUUCAGUGCUGCUGUUGUGGUUUGGCCUCACACACUGAGGUGAGAAAACAGAGCUAUUUUCUAAUUUGACACUCUCUGAAUUCCAAGAAGUUAAACUUCACUUUUGUUUUACUUUUUUAAAAUACAAAAAGACUGAGUUAUUUAAAGAUAAUUGGAACACAACACCUUACAUGAGUGCAUAAAGGGUGCUAUGAGCUGUGUUUUAUUGUGUUUUUUUUUGGUUUGUUUGCAUGUUUGUGCUCCUGAACAUCAAUGCUGUCAUAGGUGGGAGGUUCUUCACAUUUAGCUCCUCCUUUCAGCUUGAACAUGAGUUUGAAAUUUUUGUCUCACAAGAUCCUAGAGCAGGUUUCACAUCCUUGCAGAAGUCUUUUUCAAUGAAUAUCACUAUCUGUAACAUCAUUUUCUUGAGUUAUUGAUCAUUUUAUUCAGCAGUGACCAAACAAGUGACAAUGAGUAAAGCACCAGUCGCUCAUGUUAAAAGACCACAGCCUCCUCGGGAAGUAGCCUCCUGUAUGGGUGGUCUGUGUCAUUCAGUAAAUUAUGACACCUUUGGUACUAUGUUGACAUUGUUUGAGAAGGCAUUGUCAUCAUCAUAGCACCAAAGGUGUCAUAAUGACUCUUAGUGACAACCUUAAUAAGCCAUAUUCAUGUUAGUGACAGGUGUUAUUAAAUGGUUAUGACAGCAUAAUGUCAGUGUUACAUAAACCCCUUCAAAUAAAGUGUUACCUUUAUAUUUAUUUAUUGUAAAACUACCUGAAUAUGAGAAUAGUUUUAUGUUUAUUUAGAAAGAGCCUUUUAUAUCUACACACAAGGUCACCAUCUCAAACUGCCAUCCCUCUGAAUAAGCGAUGUCCAUGGACAUCCAAAAGAAGUAGAUAUCACAUUAGUCCAUUCAGAACGUAAUCUGAGCAUCCAUACAACGUUCAUAUUCAGUUGAAACACGACAUGAAAUGAUGUUGUUUAACCUGGUCCAAAUCUGGACGUCUACAGACAGACAGAACUAGUCAAGAAUAGAUGUCGAGACAGGCCACAAUCUGAACAUCUAUGUGACUCCAGCAUUAGUCGAUUAAUGACUUUGAGACGAGAGGUUCAGUCUGGCCAAAUUCUGGAUGUUAUUAGACAACCAGAACUAGUCAAAGAUAGACAUUAGCACGUGCCACUAUCUGGACAUCUUUAUAAGGUUUGUAUUUAGUUCAUAUAUAAUGUUGUUCAGCCUGGCCAAAUUCUGGACAUCUGCAGAUAGCCAGAACUAGUCAAGGAUAGAUGUUGAGACAGACCAUAUUAUCAACGUAUAUAUCACGUCAUUUCUAGGCCUAAAGCACACCAAAAAUUCCAUUUAAGUGACCUGACGACCUUAAGGACUUUGACCUUGAUUCUAAUGCACUUCAAAUUUGCAUCAGUUGUCCCACCAACCAAUUGACGUCAGAGAGACGUGCAGAUCACGCCAGUAUUGGGUCAGUCCGUCGUAGAUGUCAUAGAGAUGUGCAAAAUAGGUUAGAGAUUUAGACGUCUAAAUUGGACCUCUUUUAGACGUCAUAAUGACGUUCAGCAUUUGGACUUCAUCUGAAGACCAAAUCUAGUUGUCAGUGCGAUGUGCAAAAUAGAGCCAAGAUUUAGACGUCAUUAUUGGACUUCUUUUAGACAUUGAACUGACGUUCACAUUAUCAUGUAAUCUGGACGUUAUGUCCUCCACUGAAUCUAGACUUUGAAGCAACGUGCAAAAUAGGUCCAAGAUUUAAAUGGACAUGUUUCAGAUGUCAAAAUCAUAUUUGGAUGAGUGUGGUUAAUGGAGUUGACAACAAAUUCAAUAAAACAUGUUUAAUGACCAUCAUAUUGGUUUUGUUAUAUUGACACAUUGAGAUUUAGAUUUAUUGGUCCCUGUAGGGGGAAAUUUGUCCUUCCUGACUACAUAUACAAAGGACAGACAUUUCACAUCAUGGGACAGACAACAUUUACAACAUAUGAAGAGGACAUAACGGUAGUAUACUCCGAUUAGUGGGGCCUGCUGUUCAGGGUGGCUAUUGCUAAGGGGAUCAGGCUUUUCCCCAGGUGAGCCCAUUUCAACUUCAUACUUCUGUAUCUGCACCAUGAGGGGAGUGGGACGAGAUAUUGGUGCAGUGGGUGAGUGAAGUCCUGUUCUAUGUUGUGUGCCAGUCGGGUGAUUGACUUAUGGAAGACCAAUGAUUUUAGCAGCUGUGUUUGUGAUACGUGCAAGUUUGGCCCGGUUGGUGACAAAAAGCAUGGUGAAGAAACAUGUGGAGCACUACAGGAGGAUUGGCUGGAUGAUACAUUGAUAAAGUAGCAGCAGGAGGUGGGAUGCAACGUAUAGUCCUUUAGGUUUUUGGAUGGCUGAGAGUUUUGAAUGUCCGAGGUGUGCAGGUUGGUGAGUUUAUUGUCCAGAGUUAUUACCAAGUAUUUCAAUAAGGUGGUUGUAGGUGUUGUACAGUUUCGAAGUUAUAAUUGCAGAAGUGAUUCAAUAUCCGACUUGGCCAAUUGUUAUUCCACUUUUUAUUCCUGUUUGUUUUUGAAGUUAAUUGAAGAGACAGAACAAAGAAAGGAGGCUUAAGUUGUAAUUGUAUACAUAACUAUACUAUAGCCCUCUUUUCAGGUUGGAACCCAAUUUGAUGAAAGGUAAAAGGUAAAGGCUAUUCAAACACAACAAAAAGCUAAACAUCUACAUGGCCAGGGUGCAUGGUCGUGCAGCAGGUAGUGCGCGUGCCUCUCAGCAAGAAGGUCACCAGUUUAAACCCUGGGUCGGGCAGGGCCUUUCUGUGUGAAGUUUGCAUGUUCUCUCCAGGCAGUCUGGCUUCCUCCCACAGACCAAAAACAUGCUCACUAGGUUAAUUGGUGACUCUAAAUACCUAAAGUCCUUAGGUAUGAGUGUGAGCGUGAAUGAUUGUCUGUCUCUCUAUGUGGCCCUGCAAUAGACUGGCGACCAAUUCAGGGUGUACACCGCCUCUCGCCCGAUGACAGCUGGGAUAGGCUUCAGACCAACCGUAACUCCAAAAGGGAUAAGCCGUAUAAAAGAUGAAUGAAUGAAUGAAUCUAAAUGGACGUGGUUGAAGUAAAAUAAACUUUCAUUCUGCACCUCCAGAGGACCUGAUUUUGACGGCCGAUUUUGACCAAAGUUGGACAUGUCGACGUCUGAUUUGGAGGUCUGCAAGACGUCAGAAUUGGACGUCAAAAAGAUGUAAAAAAACCUGUCAUUCUGCACCUUCAGGAAACCUGAUCUAGACAUUAAAAGAUUACGUAAAAUACACGUCAUUUCGAUGUCACAUGGUGCAGUAGGUGAAGACGUCUCCUGGACGUUUGGAAAUGACGUCAUGACAACAUACAGAAAUGAUCACAGAUGAUCACAAAUACACAUGAUCACAGAAGGUUGGAGGAUGAAAAUAAAGAAGACCUGGGGUCAAACCCUAUCCCUCGGUAUUUUUUUAAUUAUGCAUCAUGUGACAAAUUAUGAUAAUUUACGACAUCUUUAUUGAUUAGGUUGAGAAUUCACAUGCGACACAGCAAUUAUUCCACUUUCAUUUCUCAUAUCAAACCAAGGUCCCUUAAUAAUCAAAUCCUGAAAUGUUCUGAAAAUUUAAUCUGCAAACUAGAGUAAGUUAAUUUCUAGACUAUAUAUCCAGAUCUGUGUUAGCGCCCGCAGCUCAACCCUGAAAAUGCUGAGAAAUUUUCAGUGUUGUGGUUCAUGUGUGAAAGGGGCUGAUGUGUAUCACUUGUAUUAAUCUAACGUAGAUAAAACAAAACAGACAGAAAAACACAGUGUUACUUGCUAAAUAGCAAGCUUCACAAAGAAGCUAACUAACUUAGCUCUUUCUGCAUGAACUAUAUCACACAGUCUAUAGAUAUACAGAAUGAAGCUGGUAUAUGGGUGUUUCCAUUCAGGGUUAUUUGUUGAAAACAACUGUGAAACAGGAAAGAAAAGCUUGCUGCUGGUCACAUUUUAUGUGCCCUGGUUUGAAAGACGGUUGUUUUUUUCCAUUGUGGUCGAACAAAGUAAGUACCAUCAUAAUAACAAGCCAAUCAGGUCGGCCUGUUACUGUCUCCUCCCACUUUAUGUGAUUAUAUCAAGAGGAAUCAGCUUCUUUUAUGAGCUAGUCUUGGUGCAGUCGUAAGUGGAUUUACAAGAAAAUGCUGCUGAUCGUAUUUCUUUCACUUCUGAUGCUCAGACUGAGUCGUGAGUACACAAAAUGCUUUCUAAAUUACUUUAUAUUUAUAUGUUGUCUUUUCAUACUCAGUAUCAUUCAGCAUAGAGCCCAAAUGAUCCUUUUUUUAAAUACUGACAUUGUUUCUUCAUUUUCUUCAGGUUGUACAGGUGACAAGGGCUAUGAAACUAAAACUGUCAGUGUUGGAGAUGAAGUGACUUUGACGUGUCCUCGUAAGACCUCUCAGAGUAUAGCAAAAUUAUUCUGGCUCAGGCUAGUUUCUGAAGGUUUACCUGAAUUUUUGGGAGGAACAAAUAGUUUUGACAAUGAAAUUGUUAACAAAACCCCUCACUUCACCACGAAACAAGAACCUGGAACAUUUGUCCUGAUUAUUAACAAAGCACAGCUCAGAGAUACUGGACUUUACUUUUGUACAAGACAAGUCGAACUUAAGGUCAUUCUUUUAAAAGGAACAUUUCUGAGGAUUAAAGGUAAAUGAAAUAUACUAACCUUUUUUAUGGCUGCUUAAAAAUGUAAUCAAACUAUCAUCAGCAGUUUCAGUGUUCCUCAUGAAUAUACGGUAGAUAUGAGAAAAGUUUUUUUUUUUUUAUUAAUCUACAAAAUGUGCAUUAAAAAUGUUCAUUUUCUGUCUUAAAUUUAUGAGGACCAGGACCAAAUAUCACAUCAAUCAUUCAAGCCAUUUCACCUGAUCCGGAAGACUCAAAGACUCUGCAGUGUUCAGUCCUCAGAGACAAGAGCAGCAAAACCUGUCCAGAUAAACCCAGAGUGUUCUGGUUCAGAUCUGGAUCAGAUGAUUCCCGUCCCAGUGUCUUUUACACUCAUGGAAACAAAAGUGAUGGAUGUGAGGAGAGUCCAGAGACUCCCUCUCUGCAGAGAUGUGUCUACAGCUUUUCUAAGACCGUCAGCUCCUCUGAUGAUGAGACUUAUUACUGUGCUGUGGUCGCAUGUGGAGAGAUACUGUGUGGAAAUGGAACAAAGCUCACCUCUGAAGGUAAGUACAGAACAUUUCAUAUGAACCAUUAGCAUUUAUUUCAUAUCUGAUCUGAUCCAUGUUGGGAAAGGUUUCCUUAUUAAUCUAUUUUAAAGGAAUAAUGCGCAGUUUUAAACAAAAAUGUUGCCAUUUGAUAGAGCGGGCUUAAAGACAUUUUUUCUUUGUGCAGGUCAGGAUUAGAAAUUAAUCUUAAAUUUAUCUAAAGCACUAUAACUUUUUAAAUUCUCAUUCUUGUUUGUUCCAGGAAAUGAUGAGCUACUUUACAUCGCUCUGUAUCUGCUCUCAGCUGCUGUGGCCACAUGUAUGAUUGUUAUAGCUUUCCUGAUUUAUACCAUCAAGACAAGAGCUCCCUGCAACAGUAAUAAAACUUUCUCCAAUAACAAUCAAUCAUACAGUGAAAAUCACAGCUCUUUGUUAAAUAACAGAUCGUGUUUUUGGUUUGACUUCAUCACAGCAGCUGACGAUGAGCGUAGAAAUGCUGCGAAGGCCAGCGCCGAUCGGCAAAGUCGUCAGGUAAGAAACACACAGAGGCUGAAAAUCUUUCUCUAUUCGUCAAAAUAAACAGCGGUCAUGUUACAUUUUUUUCUGUGUGUAUUCUCAGAGAGAUGACAGCUCACUGGUUUAUGCUGCACCCACAUUUUCCAAGAAGAAACCCUGCAAAGGUGAGAGGAGAAACAAAAAGAGAGCGGAAGAAGAAAUCGUUUACUCUGGAGUCAGAGCUGCUGUGGCCAAAUCAUCCAAAUAA